AUCCCUUUAAUCUUAAAAGUAAAAAACCUUUCUCUCACUAAUUAUUAAAUUUUGAAUUUAAAAAUAAAUUUGGAUUCAUAUAAGAUUCUGUAAUAAUAGCAGCACCACGCAAGCAGCAGGAGGAUCUCUUUCAGAUCUAGGGUUUGCAAAAAUCGUCGCUGUUGGUGAUGGCUUCCAAACGGAUCUUGAAGGAGCUCAAGGAUCUCCAGAAAGAUCCUCCUACCUCUUGCAGCGCAGGCCCUGUUGCUGAAGACAUGUUUCAUUGGCAAGCGACAAUAAUGGGUCCUCCUGAUAGUCCGUAUGCUGGAGGAGUAUUUCUAGUCACCAUUCAUUUUCCUCCAGACUAUCCAUUUAAGCCUCCUAAGGUUGCAUUCAGGACAAAAGUCUUUCACCCCAAUAUCAAUAGCAAUGGUAGCAUUUGCCUUGAUAUCUUGAAGGAGCAGUGGAGCCCUGCCCUAACCAUAUCCAAGGUCCUGCUUUCAAUAUGUUCAUUGUUGACAGACCCAAACCCGGAUGAUCCUUUGGUACCAGAAAUUGCACACAUGUACAAGACGGAUAGGAGCAAAUACGAGGCAACAGCGAGGAGCUGGACCCAGAAGUAUGCUAUGGGUUAAGUGUGGUGCUUUGUGUGAUAGGGAGGGCUUCUUUUUCCCUGUGGAUUUGGUCUUUUGUUUAAUGUUAUGUAUGAAUGAUGAAGUGAUACAUGUUCCUCUUUAUAAGUGGACGGACCAAUAGGGAAAGGUCUAAUUUCUGCCCUUCUGAAACACAUUUGCUGCUUUUCAUUUUGGAAUGAAAAUCUUUAGAACUUUGGUGAA
Mercurialis annua (annual mercury) is the source of this 815-nucleotide messenger RNA. RefSeq names its product ubiquitin-conjugating enzyme E2 28-like. The transcript has 5 exons. The record is from RefSeq and is a predicted model, not a curated record. Lineage: Eukaryota; Viridiplantae; Streptophyta; Magnoliopsida; Malpighiales; Euphorbiaceae. Gene Ontology annotation, molecular function: ubiquitin conjugating enzyme activity. Gene Ontology annotation, cellular component: nucleus. The coding region runs from base 168 to 614 and encodes 148 amino acids. Gene Ontology annotation, biological process: protein polyubiquitination.